AUGACAGUGAAAGAGGAGGAUGCCGUCUUUGGAGUGAAGGAGGAGGGGGAGAUUACUGUCACAUGGGAGGAGGAGGAGGAAGAGAUUGGAGAUAUAAUUAACACCACAGGAGAAAGACCAGACUCUCACUCUGACAGCAGGAAGAGUCCUUCAGGGGAACCAGACACAGAGACGCCCAAACCAGCAAGACGACACCACUGCUCCCAGUGUGGAAAGAGUUUUACUAAGUUACGGAAUCUAAAAGAGCAUGAGAGGACACACACAGGAGAAAAGCCUUUCCAAUGUUCCCAGUGUGGAAAGAGUUUUACCGUGUUAACUAACCUGAAAAGGCAUGAGAGAAUACACACUGGAGAAAAGCCUUACCAAUGUUCCCAAUGUGAAAAGAGUUUUGCCGUGUUAGUUAACCUGAAAAGACAUGAGAGAAUACACACAGGAGAAAAGCCUUAUCAAUGUUCUCUGUGUGGCAAGAGUUUUACCCAGUUAAGGUCCCUGAAAAGGCAUGAGAGAGUACACUCUGGAGAGAAGCCUUAUCAAUGUUCCCAUUGUGGAAGGAGUUUUAGGUCGUCUGCAAACAUGAAGGAGCAUGAGAGGACACACACAGGAGAAAAGCCUUUCCAAUGCUCACAUUGUGGAAAGAGUUUUACCCAUCUAGUGAGCCUGAAAAGACAUGAGAGAAUGCACACAGGAGAAAUGCCCUACCAAUGCUCCCAUUGUGGAAAGAGUUUUUCCCAAUCAGCAAAACUGAAAAGACAUAAGAGAAUGCACACUGGAGAGAAGCCUUUCAAAUGCUCCCAUUGUGGAAAGAGUUUUACCCAAUCAGGGGGCCUGAAAAAGCAUGAGAUAAAGAAGAAGCUAUGUUCUUUAUGUUCUUGACUGAGUGUUUUUGUUAAUGACAACUUCAAUAAAACCUAAUAAAAAUAUAUUUUUGUUGUUGUUUUUACAAUUUCAAUACUUUAAUUGAAUACAGAGUACCUCCGUUUUUAAGUAUAUGUUCUCUGUGGAUGGAGUGGAGCAUUAAAUAUAGAGUCCUGGACAGAGUCUUGUCCAUCAGUCGCUGUGGAUGGAGUGGAACAUUAAAUAUAGAGUCCUGGACAGAGUCUUGUCCAUCAGUCGCUGUGGAUGGAGUGGAGCAUUAAAUAUAGAGUCCUGGACAGAGUCUUGUCCAUCAGUCGCUGUGGAUGGAGUGGAGCAUUAAAUAUAGAGUCCUGGACAGAGUCUUGUCCAUCAGUCGCUGUGGAUGGAGUGGAACAUUAAAUAUAGAGUCCUGGACAGAGUCUUGUCCAUCAGUCGCUGUGGAUGGA
Molecule: messenger RNA, 1301 nt
Organism: Oncorhynchus tshawytscha (Chinook salmon)
Lineage: Eukaryota; Metazoa; Chordata; Actinopteri; Salmoniformes; Salmonidae
Product: zinc finger protein 79-like
Exons: 3
Coding region: 1-873 (290 amino acids)
Cellular component (GO): nucleus
Source: RefSeq, a predicted model, not a curated record